This is a messenger RNA of Lasiosphaeria miniovina, 516 nucleotides long. RefSeq lists its product as uncharacterized. The record is from RefSeq and is a predicted model, not a curated record. Lineage: Eukaryota; Fungi; Ascomycota; Sordariomycetes; Sordariales; Lasiosphaeriaceae. The transcript has a single exon. The annotation marks the transcript as partial.
AAGGCAUUCCAGUCUCUCGCCGCCUUCUUUGCACCUCCUGCAGCGCGAGAAGGAGAGGGCUCGGCCGAAGGUUUUGGCCUUGCCAACUACGAUCUCAACCUAAACAACUUCCUUGUUGAUUGGGAUUUCAACGUACUCGCCGUUAUUGACUGGGACUCGGUCGUCUCGGUGCCCGAUGCGGCCCUCUACCGCUUGCCAUUUGCGAUGGGCAUCAGCUGCGCUGUUCCUGGAGUUGUCGACACACACCCCGCCGUGAUGAGACGAGAGCAACUCAGGAGCCGGUUUGCCGAGGUUGUGGAGGCAGUAGCACAUGAGAAUGGCCCCAAGUUGCGAAAAAAUGGCCCGCGUACGUUCUCAAGAAGCCGGGAUUUUUCUCUAAAGAAGCGGUCGCGAUCUGCUCGCUGGUCUGGUAAAAAUGAAGCAGGAUGCCAGGAUUGGGUAACGAAAAGUGGGUGGCUGCAGGGUCUGAAAAGGCUGAGCAAGCACGAUGAGCCGCAGGUGGCGGAGUUUUAUCUU